Molecule: messenger RNA, 261 nt
Organism: Mesorhabditis spiculigera
Lineage: Eukaryota; Metazoa; Nematoda; Chromadorea; Rhabditida; Rhabditidae
Source: the annotation of a GenBank genome assembly
AUGCACAGAGUUUUCAACAACUGCUGCCUGGGCCACGAUCAUUGCUAUAAUAGGCAGCUGGGACAGAAACAUUGCGACGAGCUCUUCUGUAAAUGUCUUGAUAUCAUCACCGAAGGAACCACGCUAUGCCGUAAGGGUGCGGCGAACGAGUUCUGCUGGGCGGUCGAAAAAUAUGGCAAGAAGGCAUACGACGCAUCGGCCACGCCUCGACCAAACGCAAUACAGCUAGACGGAGCUGUGCUCCAUGCGGGAAAACCAUCU